ACGAAGUUUCCGGGAGGAAUUUUCGAGGGCUCCGUGCGGAACAGGGCGACAGCAGCAGCGUCGCGGCGAGGGUCGAGCCGUCAACUGCGGCCGAGGCGGCGGUGCCGUGGGACCCCCGGCAAGGAGCUGACUACUAUUAUACCGAAGGGAGGGGGAGGAGGUGGGACCCAGAGGAGGGAGCGGCCCCCACGGAGAAAUCUUCUGCGGGUAUAUAAAUCGACCACCCGGGGGCGCACUGCCAGAAGACGAAGGAGAAGGGAGAAAGGCGAAGAAGAAGCCAUUUCUCCUCCACUGACGCUAACAUUCUCCCCCACCACCCCCACUCGGUCUAAUUCGAUUCCCAUUUCUCCUCCUCCGCCGCCUCCGCCGCUAGCUCGCUCGGGAUCGCCGGCGGCGCCGGGCGGCUCUCGGGAGCCAUGGGGAGCAACAAGGCCAUCAGCCUCGAGGAGAUUAAGAACGAGACCGUCGAUCUGGAAAAGAUUCCAGUAGAGGAAGUGUUUGAGCAGCUGAAAUGUACGAGAGAAGGUCUGAGCUCGGACGAAGGAGCCCACCGGCUUCAGGUUUUCGGACCAAACAAACUGGAAGAGAAAAAGGAGAGCAAAAUUCUCAAGUUUUUGGGCUUUAUGUGGAACCCGCUGUCAUGGGUCAUGGAAGCUGCUGCUUUGAUGGCCAUUGCAUUGGCAAACGGUGGUGGAAGGCCUCCGGAUUGGCAAGAUUUUGUGGGUAUCAUUGUACUGUUGCUAAUCAACUCAACCAUAAGUUUCAUUGAAGAAAACAAUGCCGGUAAUGCGGCGGCUGCCCUUAUGGCCGGUCUUGCUCCCAAAACUAAGGUUCUCAGAGAUGGCCGAUGGAGCGAGCAGGAUGCUGCAAUGUUAGUGCCUGGAGACAUCAUCAGCAUCAAAUUGGGCGAUAUAGUUCCAGCGGAUGCCCGUCUCCUUGAGGGUGAUCCCCUUAAGAUUGAUCAAUCUGCUCUUACUGGUGAAUCCCUUCCUGUUACUAAGAACCCGUCGGAUGAAGUAUUUUCCGGUUCGACCUGCAAACAAGGCGAAAUAGAAGCGGUGGUUAUUGCUACCGGUGUGCAUACUUUCUUUGGCAAAGCUGCACAUCUGGUGGACAGCACCAAUCAGGUCGGUCACUUCCAGAAAGUUCUCACCGCUAUCGGAAACUUCUGCAUAUGCUCUAUUGCCAUCGGGAUAGCAGUAGAGCUCAUAGUCAUGUACCCGAUACAACACCGCAAAUACAGGGAAGGGAUUGACAACUUGCUGGUUCUUUUGAUCGGAGGGAUUCCGAUUGCAAUGCCUACAGUUUUAUCUGUUACUAUGGCAAUUGGAUCCCACAGGCUCUCUCAGCAAGGUGCCAUUACCAAGAGAAUGACCGCCAUAGAAGAAAUGGCCGGGAUGGAUGUACUUUGCAGCGACAAAACUGGAACCCUCACCCUGAAUAAGCUGACCGUUGAUAGGACCUUGAUCGAGGUGUUUGCAAAGGGCGUCGAAAAGGAGCAUGUCAUUCUUCUUGCAGCCAGGGCAUCUAGGACCGAAAAUCAAGACGCAAUUGACGCUGCAAUUGUUGGAAUGCUUGCAGAUCCAAAGGAGGCCCGAGCUGGUAUCCGUGAGGUCCAUUUCCUUCCAUUUAACCCCGUGGAUAAGAGGACUGCUCUGACAUACAUUGACUCCGAUGGGAAAUGGCAUCGUGCAAGCAAAGGCGCUCCGGAGCAGAUAUUAAACCUCUGCAAUUGCAAGGAAGAUGUUAGGAGGAAGGCUCAUGCAGUGAUUGACAAGUUUGCUGAGUGUGGACUUAGAUCUUUAGCUGUUACAAGACAGGAAAUUCCUGAGAGAACAAAAGAUAGCCCAGGUGCUCCUUGGCAGUUUGUAGGUUUGUUGCCUCUUUUCGAUCCUCCAAGGCACGAUAGUGCAGAAACAAUCCGAAGGGCCCUCAAUCUUGGUGUCAAUGUGAAGAUGAUUACUGGUGAUCAACUUGCUAUUGCCAAGGAAACUGGUAGGAGGCUUGGAAUGGGGACAAAUAUGUAUCCUUCUUCAUCAUUGCUUGGCCAACACAAAGAUGCUUUCUUUUAUGGAUGCUAAUUUUUGUCCUCCUUUAAUUUCAGGUGAUCACAAAUAUGUAUCCUUCCUGUGGAGGAAUUGAUUGAGAAGGCGGAUGGAUUUGCUGGAGUAUUUCCUGAACACAAGUAUGAAAUCGUAAAGAAGCUGCAAGAGAGGAAGCACAUAUGUGGUAUGACUGGAGAUGGUGUGAAUGAUGCCCCAGCUUUGAAGAAGGCAGACAUCGGGAUUGCAGUUGCUGAUGCCACUGAUGCUGCCAGAAGUGCCUCGGACAUUGUCCUCACUGAACCGGGAUUGAGUGUCAUAAUAAGUGCUGUGCUGACCAGCCGGGCUAUAUUCCAAAGAAUGAAGAACUACACGAUUUAUGCAGUCUCCAUUACAAUUCGUAUUGUGUUUGGCUUUAUGUUCAUUGCUUUGAUCUGGAAGUUUGACUUUGCGCCCUUUAUGGUUUUGAUCAUUGCUAUCUUAAACGAUGGAACGAUCAUGACAAUCUCCAAAGAUCGAGUGAAGCCAUCUCCACAGCCAGAUAGCUGGAAGUUGAAAGAAAUUUUCGCUACUGGAAUUGUUCUGGGAGGUUACCAGGCAUUAAUGACCGUAAUUUUCUUUUGGGCCAUGAGGGAUACUGACUUUUUCUCAGACAAGUUUGGUGUAAAAUCAAUCCAAGGUAGCCCUGAUGAAAUGAUGGCAGCUCUAUACUUGCAAGUGAGUAUAGUUAGCCAGGCUCUAAUCUUUGUCACCAGAUCGCGCAGCUGGUCCUUUGUUGAACGCCCGGGACUUCUAUUGGUCAGCGCAUUUGUAGCUGCUCAGCUGGUUGCGACACUUAUAGCGGUUUAUGCAAAUUGGGGUUUUGCAAGGAUAAAAGGAACAGGAUGGGGGUGGGCUGGUGUCAUCUGGCUUUACAGUUUGGUGACAUAUGUUCCACUUGAUAUUCUUAAGUUCGCGAUCCGCUACAUUCUGAGCGGGAGAGCAUGGAAUUCCUUGGAGAACAAGACUGCCUUCACUUCUAAAAAAGACUAUGGCAAAGAAGAGCGAGAAGCUCAGUGGGCAACUGCACAGAGGACUCUGCACGGCCUUCAGCCUCCUGAAACCAGCAACCAAAAAUCUGACAAGGGUAGCUACAGGGAGCUUUCAGAGAUUGCAGAGCAAGCCAAGCGACGAGCUGAGGUUGCGAGGCUUCGCGAGCUACACACUCUGAAGGGCCAUGUUGAAUCCGUGGUCAAGCUCAAAGGCCUGGACAUCGAUUCCAUUCAGCAGCAUUACACAUUCUGAAGGGCUUUUCAUUCGAAGCAGAGGAGAUCAUAUCGUGAGAAAUGGAAAGUGGUCUUAAGGAUUAUGAUGACGAAGAAGCCUAUUAAACUUUUAUUAGUCUAUAGGACGACAGAAACCGAUGUCGCUAGCAGUCAGGGUCGUAGAUUUUUUGCUGUGACCAGUUUAAUGCAUGAGGGCUGCUUUCUCUUUGACAGAACGAGAUUUAACUUUUCGUUUCAAAGUAGCCAUGUUCAAGUCGGUUGGUGAGUCUUACUUGGAUCUUGAUGAUUAUGUUUAGCUUGAAGCAUGAUCUUGUCAAAAAUUCUCGAGUGAUCUGCCUGGUAUAAGGAAAAACAAAAGUUUUUGGCGUUUA
This is a messenger RNA of Eucalyptus grandis, 3678 nucleotides long. Its product is annotated as plasma membrane ATPase 4. The record is from RefSeq and is a predicted model, not a curated record. Gene Ontology annotation, biological process: regulation of intracellular pH; proton export across plasma membrane. NCBI's taxonomy places the organism in Eukaryota, Viridiplantae, Streptophyta, Magnoliopsida, Myrtales, Myrtaceae. Gene Ontology annotation, molecular function: ATP binding; P-type proton-exporting transporter activity; ATP hydrolysis activity. Gene Ontology annotation, cellular component: plasma membrane.